This is a messenger RNA of Quercus robur (English oak), 1707 nucleotides long. RefSeq names its product putative leucine-rich repeat receptor-like serine/threonine-protein kinase At2g24130. The transcript has 2 exons. Bases 1 to 1587 code for a protein of 528 amino acids. The record is from RefSeq and is a predicted model, not a curated record. Gene Ontology annotation, molecular function: protein kinase activity; ATP binding. NCBI's taxonomy places the organism in Eukaryota, Viridiplantae, Streptophyta, Magnoliopsida, Fagales, Fagaceae. Gene Ontology annotation, biological process: protein phosphorylation.
AUGGCUUCUAUUUCAGAAACUCUCCUUCUAUUUUUCUCCAUAAUAUUGACCUUAUCUCGUGCUAUGCACUCAGCAUCAGUGGUAGAAGACCUCAACAAUUUAAAACCACCUCCAGAUUUCAGCACCACAAUAAGGACUAAUUGCAUCCACAACCCAUCCUUAAGAUACUGCAAUUCCUCUGACCUCAACGAAAUCUUCAAAUCCACCAUUGUUGCAAGUCAUCUCUGCAAUGAGUCAAGGAACCCAAACUGUGUAGAAACAUUCCCCAAGAUAGACCUUAGAAGCCGUCCUAAGAUCGCGCCACUCUACUUGUCAUUCAGUUUCUUUUGGAAGUACUGCCCAUUAAGCAUCUUAUCAAUUGAUUUGUCCAACAACUCUAUGAAGGGUAGUUUUCCGAUUGAUGUCCUCCAAUGCACCCAAAUCCAAGCUCUUGAUUUGAGCCACAAUGAACUUACUGGUGAUGUUCCAAUACACAGCUUCUCUCCCCUUACAAACCUUACACUUCUUAAUCUGUCAUACAAUUAUUUUUCUGAAAGUACAAUGUCUGAUACCGAGUUCUUUAAACGCUUUAAUGCUUCAAGUUUUAUUCAUUCGGGUCUUCUCCCAAACCAGAAGAAGUUUACUAUCAAAGUCAUAAUCUUGUUGGUUGGUUUCCCCAUUUUUGUGAUUCUGAUGGUGGGUUGCUUUGGAUGGCUUUUUUUUGUAAGGCCUGAUUUUCUGCCUAGAGUGUUUCGUAGAAAGAACAAGCUCACACCGUCGAUGCUUAAGGCAGCAACUGAUGGGUUUUCAAGAGAGAAUUUGGUGGGAAAAGGCGAGGGAGUUGAUAUGUACAGAGGAGUACUAAGAGAUGGUACCCAAGUGAGGAUUGAGAUCUAUAGGGAUGACAUUUCAAGGGAAAGCCAACGGAGAUUUGAAGAAGAAUGCAAGGUUCUUGUUCAAUUAUCUCACGAGAACAUAGUUCAGGUUUUGGGAUCCUGUAGUAGACAAAAACUGAGGGCUAUUGUCACAGAGUGGAUGGAGGGUGACAAUGUUGAAAUAUGGUUAUCAAGGGCAGCUCCAUCAUGGAAGCACAGGUUGAAAAUAUUGAUGGGAGUGGUGAAGGGGAUGUGUUAUCUGCACGAGGAAUGGCCUGAAGUAGGGUAUGAUCUCAGGACAAGCAGUGUUUUGUUGUCUGACAACCUAGAGCCAUUGAUUUCAAGGUUUAAGGUUGGAGAUCAAAGCAGUAGUACAAGGAAGAUUCACAAGUUUGGAGUAUUCUUACUGGAGAUUUUAGUUAGCAGCAGGUUGAGUGAUGAGUCCAAGAGUGGUGAGGUUCGCUUUAUUGAUCACAUCAGAAAGCAUUAUCCUGGAAAUCUGAGAGAGGUGAUUGAUGAGAGGAUGAAAAUGACAGAAAAUUCGUUUGAUCAAGCGAAACAGUUAAUACGCCUAGGUUUAGUGUGCACAGAUCAGUCAAGCUGUCAUCAUCCGCACUUAAGUCAGAUUGCUGAUAUUAUAACUAGAGCUUAUGAAUCUUGGAAUGUUUUGGCAUCUCCUACUCAUAAAAGAUCACCUGGAGAUAAAGGUCACAAGCGCUUACAAUCAAGAUAAACUUUUCAUUUCUAGAUUUAAAUCCAAGUGAAAGGGACAAGUUCAAGCUAGGUGAUUUUGAUUUAUGAAAUCAUAUUGUUUAUUUAAAGUACUGAUGUUUACUACUCCAAUGUUAUUUCA